UAGUAUUCGCAGGCGCAGUCCACACCCGUACUCUGAUCACUUCCUGGUUUGUAGUCCUCGGUACUCGUACCAUGACUGAGUGCUCCGCGGAGCCUCCCCCCUGCCCCGGGGCCCGCCGCCGCCGGCUUCUCUUGUCUCUGCCCAGUGUGUUUCCAGGACGGACCCGAGCAGUUCCAGAGCCAUCGGUUCCCUCUCCACCCCCGUCUCCCCCUCCUCCGCCUGCAGUGCCGGCCUGUGCUCCCCAGCCCCCCUCUUCCCCAGGAGGCCAGGACUCGCUCCUCGAGUGCCCGCUGUGUCUGGUCCGUCAGCCCCCCGAGGAGCUGCCCGAGUUACUGAGCUGCCGGCAUCGCUCCUGCCUGCGCUGUUUGCGCCAGUACCUCCGCAUCGAGAUCACCGAGAGCCGGGUGAACCUGCGGUGCCCGGAGUGCGCGGAGCGGCUCAGCCCUCAGCAUGUGCGGGCCAUCCUGCGGGACCCCCAGCUCACCCGAAAGUACGAGGAGUUCCUGCUGCGCCGCUGCCUGGCAGCUGACCCGGACUGCAGGUGGUGCCCUGCCCCAGACUGCGGGUACGCAGUUAUUGCCUAUGGUUGUGCCAGCUGCCCCAGGCUGGUUUGUGAGAGAGAAGGCUGCCAAACAGAAUUUUGUUACCACUGCAAACAUGUGUGGCACCCAAAUCAAACAUGUGACAUGGCCCGCCAGCAGCGGGCACCUUUAUUUGGUGUGCGCCGGAAGCACCCCUCGGGCAUCAGCUAUGGUCAGGAAUCUGGUUCAGCCGACGACAUGAAAUCUUGCCCCAGAUGUAGUGCUUACAUCAUCAAGAUGAAUGAUGGGAGUUGUAAUCACAUGACCUGUGCCGUUUGUGGCUGUGAAUUCUGCUGGCUGUGUAUGAAGGAGAUCUCUGAUCUACACUACCUCAGCCCCUCAGGUUGCACAUUUUGGGGUAAAAAGCCAUGGAGCAAGAAGAAGAAAAUUAUUUGGCAAUUGGGAACACUGAUUGGUGCUCCAGUGGGCAUAUCCCUGAUCGCUGGCAUUGCCAUUCCUGCCAUGGUCAUAGGGAUUCCAGUUUACGUCGGGAGAAAGAUCCAUGGCCGCUUUGAGAACAAAAAAACCUCCAAACACAAGAAGAAUUUGGCUGUGACCGGAGGAGUUAUCUUAUCCGUUAUUGCAUCUCCUGUGGUGGCAGCAGUCAGUGUUGGCAUUGGUGUUCCCAUUAUGCUAGCUUAUGUGUAUGGAGUGGUGCCAGUUUCCUUAUGUCGUGGCGGAGGAUGUGGCGUUAGCACGGCUAAUGGAAAAGGGGUCAAAAUUGACUUUGAGGAAGAUGGGCCCAUCACAGUGGCAGAUGCCUGGCGAGCACUGAAAAACCCAAGUAUUGGGGAAAGCAGCAUGGAGGGCCUUACUAGUGUCCUUAGCACCAGUGGAAGCCCCACCGAUGGACUUAGUGUUCUACAAGGAAACUACAGUGAAACUGCCAGCUUUGCAGCUCUCUCUGGCGGUACUUUAACUGGUGGGACAUUAACUGGUGGAAUGCUGAGUGGAGGCAGAGCCAAGUACUGCAGGCUGGAGGUCCAGGCGGAUGUACAGAAAGAUACAUGCCAAAAAGACUCUGUCAGCCUUGGAGCCGCAAGUGAUAGUGCCAGCACUAGGGCAAUGGCUGGCUCGAUCAUAAGUUCUUACAACCCACAAGAAAGGGAGGUCAAUAAUCUGGAAAUCCAAGUACAUAUAGAAGCCAAGCCUUCUCGAUACCAGCUGAUGAGUGAAAGCAGCACAGAAGAAUCUUUGCACCCUGGCGCCCCUCUUGUAGAGGGGGAGGAAGACUAUGCUUGCAGGGGCCAACUGGCCACCCGGGACAUAACUUUAGCACAACCUGAGAGCAUCCGCAGUGACCUGGAAAGUUCUGAUGCUCAGUCUGAUGAUGUGCCUGACCUAGCAUCAGAGGAGUAUGAUUCUCCCCAUCUACUUCCGCCAUCUCCUCCCGAACAGCGUCACGAGAGCCCUCCACCUCGCAUGUGUGCACAGCAAGAAGGUCUGUGUGCCCGCGAGGAAGUCCUCUCUAAACUGGAAUUUAUAGAGGUGAGAGUGUGAAGGGAGCUGCUUUACCCUCCUCAGAUUUUUGUAGUUUUUUCAUUUCUCCCAUAAAAGGCUUACGACCUACAUAUGUGUAUGUGUAUAUAUAUUAUAUUCAUAUGGAGGUGUGAAGGAGCCUAUGGGAUGGUUCCCAUUCUGCCAUUGGUAGAGGGCCAAUCGGCGCACAGCCCUGCCAUAUGCUACAAAUGCUUUGUCUUGGACCUUUAUAUUCCACUGUUCUGCCUGUCACUGUGAAAGGCCUGUGUCUCGCUCCUGUAAAUUUCUUUAAUUUAUUGACUUUGAAUGGAUGUAUAGAGAAUUUAUUUGGUUCUGUGGAACGUUAAAAGGGAUUUGGUGAAUCAGAUUUUUUUUUUUUCCUUUGUAAGGAAUUGUCGAUGAAUGAAUUAAAAAUUCCUGAUUUUAUUCUGGAGAUGUUUUACUGUAGGACCUGAUGCGCUUGUCUAAUAAACUGACUGCGAAACAUGGAUCUCAUCUUUACUGCUUUGAUUAGAAACACAACUGCUUAUGGGAAAUGUCCAUACAUGCAGUUUUAUUUAAAAAAAAUAAUAAUAAUUGUGGGUCAGUGCUUGGUUUUCUGUGAGACGUUGGGAACAACUUCUAUGGAAAACACUGUUGGAAGAUAUAUGCGCUUGAUAAGUGUAAAUGCUGGAUCUGAGCCCUAUGUUUCGCAUAUAUGUCAUCCACAGGGCUCAUUUCACUUGACGGAGGCCAAAAGUGUGUCCUUUUGGAAUCUGUUGGGGUGGUAUGCAUUGGUAUAACUAUUUGAUUAACUGUACAAGAGUGCACCAUACUGCAUUUUACUUUUCAGAGGUCCAGAAAAAAAAAAAGUUGUUGGCAAGUAUACUGUGUAUUUUAUUUUUUAUUUUUUACAAUUUGAGUCAGUGGGAGAUGUAUGUCACUGUGUGCCUAUGCAGUGGUAUGUUUCUGAGCCUUCUGUUGGAAGUGCACAUCAGAAAAUUUUGCCAACAUAUGCCUCUGAUGAAACACUUACAUGCUGUCUGCACAGAGCCUUAUUUUGUUUUACAUGACAUUACAUCAUUUAUAGCCAAAUUG
Bufo bufo (common toad) is the source of this 3137-nucleotide messenger RNA. It is a transcript of the gene RNF19B, whose product is annotated as ring finger protein 19B. Lineage: Eukaryota; Metazoa; Chordata; Amphibia; Anura; Bufonidae. The transcript is spliced from 9 exons. Gene Ontology annotation, biological process: positive regulation of proteasomal ubiquitin-dependent protein catabolic process; ubiquitin-dependent protein catabolic process; protein polyubiquitination. Gene Ontology annotation, molecular function: zinc ion binding; ubiquitin conjugating enzyme binding; ubiquitin protein ligase activity. Gene Ontology annotation, cellular component: cytoplasm; ubiquitin ligase complex. The record is from RefSeq and is a predicted model, not a curated record. Bases 72 to 2081 code for a protein of 669 amino acids.